AUGGUGUUUAAGCCAUUUACCCACCUCGCACGUCAAGCCUUCUCGAAAACAUUUGUCCACGGCUAUGCUCAGUCCGUCGUCGCCGCUUCCCAAUCCUCCUACGCCUCUUCAAACACCUCCCUCAACCAGUUCACCAAUCUUCCCGUGAAAUACACCCGAACCGCCCAGCUUCAAUCCGCUUUCCAGAACCCCUCUGGUUCCUCUAGUAGUGCGGGUGCAAAGGCUGGCCAUGCCCACUCCAACAAUGCCGGUGGUGAUACAGGUCUAGCUGCGUAUUAUGCUGCUUGGCAACAGGCCCAGCAAAAUGGAGACGAUAGUGAUUGGCACCAGUUCCAGUUUAGGAAGAGAAUUGGCUGGAAGCCAGCUGCGCAGGAUGCAAAGGAUAGCGAAGGAGUUGCAGGUAGCAAGGAUGCCGAGGUGGUGUCCGUGUCUGACGCAUCGUCCGUGUCCCAGACGCCUGAGAUCCCGUCCAGUCGUCGUCGCAGCGAAUCUCGCGAUUUCGGAAAGGUGGAGAGUGUCACGGUAGACGCUGAUGUAAGUGCUCAGGUUGAUGAGGCUGUUGCUCGUGAAAAACAGCAAAUUCAGGAUGCGGAGGAAAAGUUGGUGGAGGUGGAGGUGGGGUUGGAGGAACCGGUGCUUUCUGCUGCUGAGUCUGCAAACAGUGUCGUGUCGAAGGAUGGGUCUUCCACGCCUCAUCCUACCCCGGCAUCCCCCGUGGGUGAACCUUCACUUGUUGCCCCCGAUGAAUCCACCGGAGAUAUCGAAAUCGUGAAGAGAGCACAUGCUCAGUCAGGGCAUGUGAUGCAACUUGCAGAUACGAAGCAAUAUUCUCAGGUUCCCAGUGCUUUUGAGAGUCUUUUGAAGGAGGGAUUGGUUCCUACCGUUGGGGCCUACAAUGCACUUCUUGAGGCCGCUAUCCACCUCCAUGCGGAUGUCUACCAUGCAGUACCCAAGGCUCUUGAUAUUUACUCUGACAUGUUGCGUCGUGCCGUCCUGCCUAACAAGCAAACAUAUACGAUUCUCGUCCAGCUUUUGGCAUCCCGCGCCUUGAAGAUCUUCCACUCCAUUCAAGUUUUGCAUGAACAGCGGGCCCGCUAUGGCGGCACGGAAGAGCAAAAUAAAUUCAUUUUCCAGUCAAGUGAGGCCGAGCAUGAACUCUUAGUUGAGGAUCAGUCUCUCUCUAUUGCUUUGAAGCUCUUCAAUGCAGCAACCUCGCGCCAUGCAGACAUCUUGUUCCCUCUAGAAGCCUACUGCAAUCUGAUAACUAGCUGUGCGAAGAGAGGAGAGGUGGAACAGAUGAUCAAAAUAUUUGAACAUAUGGAAACGCAUAAGAUUGUGCCUCAUGCUUCCAUUUUCCCUUCUAUGAUCGAUGCAUUUGCUGCCACGGGUGACUUGAAGAGCGCUGUCGAGUGCUAUAACGAGUACAAGGCUCUGGCAAUUGCAGACGAUAGCGGUGUCUUUGGUAUUGUCGAUCGCAAGGAUGGUGAGGUCUAUGCUGCUCUCAUUAAGGCCUACCUCUCGUGCGGUAAGGAGGCCGGUGCCCUUCGAUUUUUCGAGAAGAUCAAAUCUUCCUUCGAUCACGUGGAAGAAAACAAGGAAGCCCGAAGAUCCGUCAUUGAAGAUGUCGUUGUCAGGGAUGGGCUUGUGCAACACGCAAUUGUGACUAGAAACUACGCGGAGGCACUAAAGAUCGCAAAGGAUUGUCUUUCCAAGCCCAAGUUUGAAGCUGCACUGGCUAGAAUCUGCAUGGCUGCUGCUGACUCGGGAAAUCUAACCGUUGCAUCCGAAGCUUACGAACUUCUCCCGUUCGACACCCCCGUCUCCAUUGGUCCCGCAUCGGCCAUGCUUGCUCUGCAUAUUCGUCAAGGGAAUCUGGCGGCUGCCAAACCGUUUUGGACAGUUUUAUCUUCGCCAAGCCACGCUACGCCGGAUCUAAUUCAUCCGACUGCCAUGUAUACCGUUGCCCUCCUUAAAAGCGGACAGGUGGAAGAGGGCUUGAUGGAGGCGCGGAAUAUGUUCUCUCGCAUUCGCAACUCAGCGGAUAGCAAGCAAGCUCAGGCUCACCUUCGUGAAGAAAUUGAUGAAACAAUUGACCUCCUGGGGCGCGUCAUGAUUCAAUCAUCUGCUGUCCUGUCCGCUCAUGCUUCGGUGACUCUCAUCUGGGCUAUGAUUGAGAAUGGGGGAUUGGUGUCCCCGGUUGCUGAACACGUGGUUGCUGGCCUUGGGCCAUCUGGUAUCUCGCAACUUAGUAUGCAAGACCUGACUCUUGCCCUUCAGGUACAGGCUGGGAUGCUGAUCAAUGCCUCUGGUCUAUUUGAUGCUGCACACCCGGCACGAUUUGCACAUAUGCUCGAGCUUGCACUGGCCUCGGGGCUUCCCAUGGACACCCUCAAAUCCCGUGUGCUUGAGCAGGCUGUUCUUAAAAUCGCGGACAGUCGUCCAGAUUUGGUCCAGAGAUGGCGUGCUUACUUGCAAACCCCAGGGAAUCCUGCGUUUGUACCCGCUCGACACACACCAGUUCCUCAACUUUCUCCAGUCAUGAAACCAACACUACCGGAGGAAUCGUUUGAUCCCUAUGCCCAUGCUACUGAUUUCCGUGGAUCUGCUAUCAUAGCUGAUAUUCUGGAGAACACGAGCGGGCGCAUUGAGAACCACCUCAACGACGCCAUGAUUAAGUUCAAGAACAUGCGUCGUAUCGGCAGACAUCCUCGCUAUAUCACAUACGCCAAAUUGAUCAAUGCUGCUGCCAAGUGUGGACAGAUGAAUCUCGCGCAGGAGAUCCUGUGCAUGGCCCGACACGACGUUCCCCUGAUCCCUCAGUACAAGGUUGUCAAAUACGGCUGGACAUCAAUUUUGGAUGCUAUGGUUGCUGCCUGCCUGACACAUGGUGAGCGCGGUCAAGCUGCCAAGUUCCACCAGGAGCUUAACAAUAUUGGCUCUGCGCCUUCCUCCAAUACCUUUGGUCUCUACAUCACCACCUUGAAGGAAUCAACCAAAACCUUCGACGAAGCCACUGAAGCCGUCAAGAUUUUCCACCGCGCGAUUUCUGAGGGUGUCGAGCCAACAUCGUUUCUCUACAAUGCUCUGAUCGGAAAACUAGGCAAGGCGCGUCGCAUCGACGACUGCCUCCUCUACUUUGCAGAGAUGCGCGCAAACGGCAUUAGACCCACCAGCGUCACCUACGGAACCAUCGUCAAUGCCCUCUGCAGAGUAAGCGACGAACGCUUCGCCGAAGAAAUGUUCGAUGAAAUGGAGUCGAUGCCCAACUACAAACCCCGCCCGGCACCCUACAACUCCAUUAUCCAGUACUUCCUCAACACAAAACGCGACCGCAGCAAGGUCCUCGCCUACUACGAACGUAUGAAGUCCAAAAACAUCCAGCCAACCAUGCACACGUACAAAAUUCCGAAUCCGUCCUUGACACCAUUCGCUCCAAGGACCAGCACCCCAGAAGCCGUCCACUUCGCCUCUUUAAUCCACGCCAAGGGCUGCGUCAUGCAUGACAUGGUCGGUGCGCGAAAAAUCUUCGACUCCGUCAUCGCAGACUCCCACAUCCAGCCCCAACCAUGCUUGUACCAAGCCCUCUUUGAAGCUAUGGUGGCCAACCGUCAAGUUUCCGCGACGUCAAAACUCCUGAAGCAUAUGGUCAGUCGCAAUGUGGAGAUGACGCCGUACAUUGCCAAUACGCUUAUUCACGGCUGGGCGGCUGAUGGGAAGGUCGCGAAUGCCUUGUCGGUGUAUAAUGGCAUUGGUAUGAGUAAGCGUGAACCCAGCACAUAUGAGGCGAUGACAAGGGCUUUCCUUGCUGCUGAGGAUCGGCAGGGUGCCUCGGGUGUUGUGCAGGAGAUGUUAUCUCGUGGGUAUCCGCCUGCUGUUACUGGGAAAGUGCUUGAACUUGUUGGUGGCGGAAGCCCUCCUCCCAUGCCUGCGUAA
Molecule: messenger RNA, 3933 nt
Organism: Paracoccidioides lutzii Pb01
Product: pentatricopeptide repeat protein
Exons: 2
Coding region: 1-3933 (1310 amino acids)
Molecular function (GO): protein binding
Source: RefSeq, a predicted model, not a curated record